CUAAAACAAGAAAAAAGAACAACAGACACAACACAAUCGAGCUCAUUCAUUUCUUCAAAUUUAUGUGUCGCACUCCAAAUUUCCCAAAAAAAAAAAAACAGAAUAUUACGAUUUGGCAAGAAAAGAAGAAACUUUAAUCCCUAAUUAAGAUUCAAAUCUCUUUGCAGGGUUUAUCAGUAAUUCGAUAAUGGCAGCAAUGAGAGCAGCACCUACCGCUGUGAUGCUUGCUCGAUCAAUCUUCCGGCCUCCGCUUCAUACACAAGUCUCAGUUCGUUUGUUUCGCGGUACGUCGCCGGCCGGCGGCGUUACCGCGCUGCGGUGGCGAACGCCGACUGGUUACUGCGCUGUGAGGUGCCAUUCUUCAAAAUCCGGCGGCCAGGAUAAGAAAUCGCCUGCGCGGCUGGUGGAGGUUCAGCGACUUUUGCACGAAGCAGAGGAGCGGUAUAAAGCCGCCGGAGGCGGAGCCGAGCCCAUUCCUCAAAUAACUCUAGAUCAUGUUUCUGUAAGCUAUGCCAGGAGUAGUGGGCCUGGAGGGCAAAAUGUCAACAAAGUAAACACGAAGGUAGAUAUGCGAUUUAAUGUAAAAAAGGCACAUUGGUUGAGCGAAUGGGUGAGGGAGAGGAUAAUGCAAAUGGAGAAGAACCGGAUCAACAAAGAUGGGGAAAUUGUUAUUUCGUCAACAAAGACUAGAACUCAAAAGGGCAACAUUGAAGAUGCAUUGGCAAAACUACAGGCGAUUAUCGAUGCUGCUUCAUAUGCCCCACCUCCUUCGCAGGAGACGGUAAAAAAGAUAGCAAAACUGUCGGCUAUUGGGGAGCAAAAACGUCUGGACACAAAGAAAUCCCACUCGCAAAAGAAAGCACUACGAAGAAGCCGAGACAGUUGGGACUAAUCUCUGAUUGUUAGAUGAUGAUGUUCUACACAGCAAUCUAUCUAUCUUGUAAAUACAUAUCUUAGAUGGCCUUCCAAUUUACACUUGUUUUGUAUUUUGAUUUAAUGUCAACUGCAUAAUCAAGAUUUGCUCUAUUACUCCAAAUGGAACAUUUCUUUUGAACCCAUCA
Salvia miltiorrhiza (redroot sage) is the source of this 1061-nucleotide messenger RNA. RefSeq lists its product as uncharacterized. The record is from RefSeq and is a predicted model, not a curated record. Gene Ontology annotation, biological process: translational termination. Gene Ontology annotation, molecular function: translation release factor activity. NCBI's taxonomy places the organism in Eukaryota, Viridiplantae, Streptophyta, Magnoliopsida, Lamiales, Lamiaceae.